UCCAUGGAAACCACGUGCUACAAACUCGCCCGCAUUCACUUUUCCUGAGAAAUGGCUAAAAGGAACAACUACAGCGAGAACGACUUGGCGCGACUGCGAGCAGAACUCAUGGAAGAACGAGAGAUAAAAGAGAUGCUAGUAGAGUCCGUAUGUGAUCUGCGAUGCACUGUAGCGGAGCUGCAGGACAGACUGCGCAGCGUCGAUGGGGAAGGGAACGAGUGGAAGACGAGGUUCGAGACGCAGGUGGAGCUAAACGGACAGCUGGAGAGACAGAUUUCACACCUUCAGCAGAGGCUGGAGGGUAUCAAAGUGAACCCUGUUGAUCGACUGGCUUUUAUCCGUUCAUACGAAGACAUGGCAGUUGAAAUGCUGAAACAACAUCUGGAAGUCCUGAGCGAGGAGAAGUCGGACCUCCAGAGUCGGCUGAGGGACCGCCACCUUCAAAUCGACCUGGAGGGAAAGGCGUUCCACAAAACCAACGAUGAAAGGCGGGCGUACCUUACAGAAAUAGCUACGCUGUCCUCAUUCCGUGAGCAGCAAAGAAGACAGCGCUCCAAUCACCGACAGGGGGCACCAGUGAGCAAACGUAUCAGGGCACACAGAGGAAAAGACAUCCCUAGGAAGGCACAGCAUGGUUCUAACAAUGGAGCAGAGGAGGGAUUUAGGGAAUGCGUGAAUGGAGGAGGAGGUGAUUCAAAAACAGAGCGAGGAAUGAAGAAGAAAUGCCAAAGGGAAAGCAUGUUACCCACCCUGAAGCAGCGACUGAGACACAAUCCCUGACCAAAAUCUGCAGCCACGGAUCCCUGCAGGGUUCUUUUAUUGCUGGUGAUUAGCCUUGCACAUCUCAGUCAGCUUACUUUUUGUUUUGCUUUUAUUCAUUUCUCUCUACGGCUGAUUAGAUAAUAAGUGAAAGGCUGGCGUUUUAUUCAAAUUUCCUGCGCAUAACGAAAUGGGCCGUCAGAAAUCUGACUUUUCUUGCAAACUUAAGCAGAGCUUCCACACGCGUACCAAGACAGUUGCACAAGGCCUUCAUCAUGGUAUUAAAAUGAGUUUAUUCAUCUAGUUUAAACUCUUUUGAGCACGAACUGCUUCCAGCCAGUGGUUUAACUUAAAUAGCGUUUUUAAAAACUGUCUUACAGAAAAACAUAGUUGACAAGAGAGUGGUAAAAAUAGUAGAUUAUUCUUCUUCUUCUAAUUGUAAUGUGUCACUAACACAACAUGUUUGUGAUCACAACGGGGCAGCUUCUGUGUGGCGUUCUUUUUAUUUUCUAAUCUUCUUAAAAAUCAUACAUCUGUGUUACUCGGCCCACCAAGCAGGAUUAGAUUUUGCUCUGUAGCCAGUUUAGCUUUGAAUCCAGAGAGAGGAACCCAAGAGACGUCCAAAAGAUGGAGCAGAAUCCAACGGCCGCCUUUUUUGCUGUGAGCAUUUAGGGUGAAGAAAGUUGCUGUGGAAACCAACUUCUGUCCAAGACACAGAGAGAGAGAGAGCUGAUACCACAAAGUGGAAAUAAAAAUUGUUUGAGAGAAAAUAAGCAACUUCUUUUGACCUGAAGUGAGUGAGCCCCUGCUUAUUAGUUUGGUCCCCAAUGAUUCUGGUGCUGGAAAUCGACGGAGCUAAGAAUAUCUCCUGUACUCCAUUUUCUUUUCCUCUCCAAACCUUCCCCUUAAAGUAAGUGAGGUAAAUUAAAUGUAAAUUAUGCAGGAAACUUUAGAUUUUUGAUACAGUUCCCGUUAUUCUCAAUUAC
Fundulus heteroclitus (mummichog) is the source of this 1745-nucleotide messenger RNA. It is a transcript of the gene ccdc169, whose product is annotated as coiled-coil domain containing 169. The transcript is spliced from 8 exons. NCBI's taxonomy places the organism in Eukaryota, Metazoa, Chordata, Actinopteri, Cyprinodontiformes, Fundulidae. The record is from RefSeq and is a predicted model, not a curated record. The coding region runs from base 52 to 780 and encodes 242 amino acids.